AUGAACAGGCGUGUCAAGCCGCUACAGAGCAGUGCUGAAGCCACUGUCGCCAUGCCGGGGACCGUUUCUGCCGACAAAGUGCACCGGGCACUACUCAAAUUUAUAACCGAUGGCUCAUUCCCGGAAUCAGAGUCCAUAACCGAAGCGGAGUACCCCUUCACAGCUCUACCUGCCGGACUUGAGCAGAUAUCUGAGGCGAGACAGAGGGUUGAGAAAGAAAUCAGUGCCCUGAGCCAGGACAAAGCGUCCGACGUCGAUGAAUGGAUAUCGCAAGCAAAGCAGCUUCAUAAGGACAUAGAACGAUCGAAACUGACGGCAAGGGAAAUUGUCAAAAAUUAUGAGAAAGCACAAGCUAUACAGAAUCAAGUUGAAGACACAGCAGCCAAAGUCAGCCUUUUAAAGCGCGAAACUGCAUUUACACAGUCUUUAAGGGAAACCCUCGAGAACGCGCGCAUCAUUGAUAAUAAUAUAGAUGCUGCCCAGGCCUGCGGAAACGAUAACAACUUGGAAAUAGCAAUCCAGAAACUUGACCUGGUUAACCAGGACUUGGAUCAACUGACUCUGCCCCAAGACUCGACCAUUAUUACCAUACUAGCCGACAAGGCUUCCACCGUCCGAAGCUCUCUGUGUGGCACGCUACAACAUUCAUGGAGCAACUUAGUUCAUAUUGACAAAGCGGGAAUACUCACCGUUAAAGGAGAUGAUAUAUCUGUGUUAGACCGGCAUUUGAACUGGCUUUCAAAUCUGGGAAUCUUGGAGGCUAGUCUUAUUUCUUUUCGGGAAGAGCUUCUAAGUCACGUUCUGCAGCCCGUUUUAUCUCCUUCUCGGACCGGCCCAUAUAAUCUCCUCUCUUCUAGUGAGAACUAUAUCCAACUGAAGAGUCAAGUUGCAAAGCCUACAAUAUCAGACGUUCUAGGCUCGAUCCUCUCCCUGUUUACAUUCAUCCAGAACAAAAUCCCACCUAGGGUUCUAGAAGUGAUCUCUACCACUCUCUCUACCACUUCAUGUCAGCUCCUAAUUUCAGAAUGGAUGUCACCGGCUAUACCCGUGGCUGUUGAGGACAUGAAUGCCUUUGAGCGUACCUUGGACGAAUUACCGCAAUUUUCCAAAUCUCUGGCUGAACUUGGGUGGCAUGUACCUCUUGAGCUAGGAUCCUGGAGAAGCCAAAUCCCUCGGUUGUGGUUAUCUCGCCGACGUGCCCAUGCUUUAGACCGUGUCAGGUCGAUUGUAUACCGUCAUUCUGGGGAAUAUAAAAAGGCCGAACGGAUAGAAAAGCAGCAAGUGUCACAGUCUAAUAGCAUAUUUCAGGGAAAUAGUGAGGAAGCAGAGGUUGAAGAUGACUGGAAUGCCAACUGGGAGGAUGAGAAUGAGGAAGUAGACAAGAAAAGCGCCGGAACUAAAGUAACUGACCAUGAGGAUGAAGACGUUAGUGCGUGGGGACUAGAUGAUGAUGAGGAAGAUAAGCCCCAAGAAGGAACGAGCAUGAAAAAAGGAGAAGACGGCGAUGACGAUAUAGACGACGCCUGGGGAUGGGGCGAAGACGAAGCAAGUGACAACCCGACUGAGGAAAAGCCAUCAACCUCAGCGAGCAAGGCGCCAAAGACGAAGGAAGAUAACAAGCCAUCGCAAGCCUCAAAAGAGGUUGUCCUACGGGAAUUCUAUACCGUUACCAAGGUACCAGACGCUAUUAUUGAAGUCAUAGGAGAUCAAGUUUCUGACUCUGAAUGCCUUAAACAACCUGAAUACUCGUCAUCUCAGCUUUCCCCAUCUGCUUCAGCUCUCCUCGGAAUCCCCACGUUAGUGGUUGCCAUGUUCAAAGCUAUGGCACCAAUCUUCUAUUCCCAAAAAUCGACUUCUAGCCAUAUGUAUCUCUACAACGACAGUAUCUACUUAGCUGAGAGACUACGAACUUUCUCUGAGGAGCAUGGGUUUUCAAGAUUAGCAGGGGAUAUAGACUCCAUCGAGAAAUUUGGACGUCUGUCGUACGGGAGGGAGAUGCAUUCCCAACGAACGAUACUGACCGAUCUUCUGGAUGGUUGCCAGGGAUUCUCAAGCUGCAAUGCUCAGCCUUACCUCGGAGAAUGCGAAAGAGCAAUCAAAGCAACGGUCGACAGAGUGAGAGGUGUGCACAGCGAGUGGAAAUCCAUACUCUCCCCCUCAGUACUCCUGCAAUCUAUCGGCUCUUUACUCUCGACGGGGAUAAACAAGAUUAUCCUAGACAUUGAAGACCUUGGAGAUAUCUCGGACCCCGAAUCCCAGCGCCUUGCUGGAUUCUGCAGCUCGGUGUCGAAACUUGAAGAUCUAUUCCUCCCAGAGGCAUCUGAGGAAAGCAGAGGAGCUGGCGAUGAGCCUAUAGCCAUGACAGCAAUCUAUGUCCCGAACUGGCUUAAGUUCCAGUAUCUUAUGAACAUAUUGGAGAGCUCCUUGGCAGAUAUCAAAUAUCUGUGGACGGAGGGCGAAUUGAAGCUAGAAUUCUCCAGCGACGAGCUCAUUGAUCUGAUCAAGGCGUUAUUCGCGGACUCAGAGCAUAGGCGGAAGGCAAUAUCAGAGAUACGGAGCUCUUCAUAG
Molecule: messenger RNA, 2568 nt
Organism: Trichophyton benhamiae CBS 112371
Lineage: Eukaryota; Fungi; Ascomycota; Eurotiomycetes; Onygenales; Arthrodermataceae
Exons: 4
Coding region: 1-2568 (855 amino acids)
Biological process (GO): endoplasmic reticulum to Golgi vesicle-mediated transport; mitotic spindle assembly checkpoint signaling
Cellular component (GO): RZZ complex
Source: RefSeq, a predicted model, not a curated record